AUGGCUAUUGUUUUAAGGUUUUUUGAUAGAUAUGGUCAUUUACGAGAGCGGUUUUUUGAGCUAGUACAUGUCAAAGAUACAACCUCCAAGACUCUUAAAGAAGAAAUUUCUGUGGUUUUAUCUAACCAUGAGUUGAGCAUUCAAAAUCUUAGAGGGCAAGCCUAUGAUGGUGCUACACAUCAAUUACAAUUAGCUCUUAUUGCUGCAGCAAGGGAAGUAGCCGAGGUUCAUGAUUUUUUCAAAGAUUCAAUUUUUAUUGUUAACACUGUUAGCUCUUCUUCUAAGCGUUAUAAUGAGUUACAAGCUAGCCAAAUAGCUGAAUUGGAGAAUUUAAUUGAGAUUGAGGAGGUUGAAAUAAGGAAAGGAUUGAAUCAAAUUAGCACGUUGCAAUGUCCUGGGGAUACUAGAUGGAGCUCUCAUUAUAAGUCGAUUUAUAGUCUAUUAAAAUUGUACAAUUCUACUCGCUUAGUCCUUGAAAAAAUAGCCAUUGAUCGUCAGGUUCCUUAUUCUGAUAUAAUUCGAUCUCGACGCAACAAAGACACCAUAACAGUGGAGCAUCAUUAUCGGGUGGAUGUGUUUAAUACAGCUGUAGAUCAACAAUUGCAAGAGCUAAAUAGUCGCUUUAGUGAACGAAUAACAGAGCUACUGACUUUAAGUGCAUCUUUAAGUCCUAUUGAUGGAUAUAAACACUUUAAUAAGGAAAAUAUUUGUCUCCUUGCAGAGAAAUACUACCCCGGGGAUUUUUCAGAAAGUUUGGUGGAGAGUAGGAAAUCAGUUACUUAUCCAUUAGUUGAUAGAUUGAUUAGGCUUAUUUUGACCCUUCCGGCUAGCACACCAACAACAGAAAGAGCUUUCUCGGCAAUGAAAAUUGUGAAAACUAGCCUUCGAAAUAAGAUGGAAGAUGACUUUCUUUCUUAUUACUUGCUAGUGUAUAUUGAGAAGGAGAUUGCUGUAAAAUUUGAAAUAAAGUCAGCUAUAGAUGACUUUUAUUCUAUGAAACCUAGGAGAGCUCGUGUUAAGUGA
This is a messenger RNA of Chenopodium quinoa (quinoa), 1023 nucleotides long. RefSeq lists its product as uncharacterized. The record is from RefSeq and is a predicted model, not a curated record. NCBI's taxonomy places the organism in Eukaryota, Viridiplantae, Streptophyta, Magnoliopsida, Caryophyllales, Amaranthaceae. Gene Ontology annotation, molecular function: protein dimerization activity. The transcript has 4 exons. Bases 1 to 1023 code for a protein of 340 amino acids.